AUGACGGCGCUGCCGGAGCAGCCUUCGCACGGCGGCUGCGACGGGGGUACUCCGCCGAUGCCGGCUUUGACCGCGCGGCCAUUCGACUGGGGAGCGCUCGUGGCGGACGUGAGGGCGGAAGCCAGAGAGUCACGGCGUGCCGUGGAGAAGAGGACGCGGCGGCUUGCGACACUGAACAUGAGACUCCGUAAGAAGGUGGAGGAGAAUGCGGGGACGGUGCUUGCAAUACAGGAGUUGGAUGAAAAGAUAGAGAACGCCGUAAAACAGGAGAAAUGCCUCCUUCGAUUGAUUACCGCGGCCAAAAAGCGGAAGGCACAACUCCAGGCCGAUGUCGAAGAGGCCGAGAAGAGGCUGGAGAAAAUGACGCCAUGCCAUCAGCAAUCAACCCCAACGGCGGCGGCGGCGGCGGCGUCUGUUGCUGUGAAGAACAGCCUCAGUAGUGCCAGAAAAUCAGAAGUGGAGGAUUGUGUCGUUGUUCACGAAAAUUGUGAAAUGGGUAAUUUGCAGCAUAGACUACAUGUCACGCGGCUUCUGUACCGCAGGAUGCAAGAGGAGAAUAACCAAAUAUUGGCUAUUCUUGCUGAUCUAAAUUUUGAGGAGAAUUUAACGACGGCGAAGCUUAAUGAGCGCAGCAGUAGCAACCUCACUGCCCAUCAUUUUGAAUUUUCAAAUGCACUUCAGGAUCUUAUCCAAAGUUUCAAGGAUGUCACUCAUGCCGCUUAUAAACCUCAUUAG
This is a messenger RNA of Trypanosoma cruzi, 735 nucleotides long. RefSeq lists its product as uncharacterized. NCBI's taxonomy places the organism in Eukaryota, Euglenozoa, Kinetoplastea, Trypanosomatida, Trypanosomatidae. The coding region runs from base 1 to 735 and encodes 244 amino acids. The transcript has a single exon. The record is from RefSeq and is a predicted model, not a curated record.